Lentinula edodes (shiitake mushroom) is the source of this 1684-nucleotide messenger RNA. RefSeq lists its product as uncharacterized. NCBI's taxonomy places the organism in Eukaryota, Fungi, Basidiomycota, Agaricomycetes, Agaricales, Omphalotaceae. The transcript has a single exon. The coding region runs from base 294 to 1646 and encodes 450 amino acids. The record is from RefSeq and is a predicted model, not a curated record.
UGUGAGCGUACGAUUUAGUACGAGCUAUGUCCAGAACUAGUAAGUAUGACACGCUCGAAUCAAGGGCUCAUACAUAAAGCAUUCCCAAAGGAAGAUAAUGGACUUCCCUUCACUUAAAGUUAUAGGGUUUAACUGACAAGACAUCGUUGGUAAGUAAUCACUACGGGGAAUAAGCGCGGAUAAAGCUACAAACAACCUGGCGUGCGUGGGCAUGGGUUUUCUGAGAAUCGAAUCCUUCUAUUUUAUCCUAUAUAGAUGCACAUUUCACUACAGUUUUUAGCCACUUAUCUUUCAUGUUUGCAGUUCCAGUUCGACUAAUGGAACGAGAUACACCUUCAACCUCACCGUUUGAUUGUCCUGUGGGCAAUUUGCCAGUAGAGUUACACUCUGCUAUAUUUCUCAUCGGCCAAGCCAUCGAGCGUUUAGAGCGUGAAAUGGAAAUCCUUGAUGAAGAAGAGUUUACAGGACCGUCAUCACCCUUCGAGGUCCGAGUGUCCCAUGUAAACGCGCGGUGGCGAUCUGUGGCACUUAACACAGGCCAGUUGUGGACGGAUUUCGUUGUCCAGCCCGGGUAUUCCUCCGAGAGUGUCGAGGCUUACUUUUCUCGUUCGAAACAAUGCCUCCUCGACAUCCAGCUUCGUGAUUGCCCGGAAACAUCGAUUACAACCAACAUAUUGUCCGCGUUGUUUCAGGAUUCGAUUCGUUGGCGGAGUUGCAUAAUCGAGGCCGGGUUGGACAGCUGGACUAUGAACCAGAUAGUUCCUAUUGCUGCUCCUAACCUGGAGCGAGUUGAAUUCGUCGUCAGAGCUCCAGACAGAGCUAGACGAUUCGGCGAAAUAUGGCAAGGCCGGCCUGUUUUGAACGGAGGCUGUCCCAGAUUGAAGCAGGCAACUCUCCGUGGGUUCGCCUUGCAUUUUGCUCGACCCCCGUUAUCCAGCGUCACUCGCCUCCAUCUUGACUAUCGAGGGCAUCUUCCGCUUAACUACGACGAGUUCAGAGAAUUACUGACGAAAGCUCGAUCACUAGAAAAUUUCUCCAUCAAUGGGGUAGUUAUCGAAUCCAUGCCUCGCAACCAUACACGUACGGUCAUUGUCCUUCCGAAGCUCCUGCGCCUCGGUAUCUCCAGCCUACAUGGCCAGGUGUACAGUGGUAUUCUUCUUACCGUCAAGGCUCCACUUUUACAAUCUCUCAUUUUAGAAGGGGCUCAAGAUUCUGACCUCGAUCCAUUUCUGGAUGCACCUUAUGAUCUUCCCCACCUCCGUUCGUUCUCCUUGUGUGGAUCCGCUUUCGCGCCAUUGAAACUCAACAAAAUCUAUGUCUUGUUUCCAUCAUUAGAAGAGAUAGUGCUGAUGGAUAUGGUUUUCAAUCCCUCCGAAAUCCUCCGAGUUGUGUCGGAAUCUAUACGCGAUUUAGGCCUCGCCCCAUUGCACCUAAUACAAUCCACGUUAUCCACGAGCCAAGAGCCACAGACACUAGUGCUCAUGUUGAAUCCCGACCAACGGUCUGAUUUGAGAGAACUACUACAGCAGAGACUCGUUGACGAAGAGAUUGUUGAUUUGGACAAUAGUAAAUGGUCGUUCAUAAAGUUCUUCGAUUGGCUGCAACAUUUUGUUACUGCGGAAAUCCUUCUGUCAGUGACGACCUAACACAUAUGAUAAACCACAAAUGUACAUACAAGCUGUCC